CUUCGGGUUGACGUUGCGUCUCUGUCGUCAUCGGCAAGCGACGAGUGAUUCAACUCGGUGUGAGCAGAUAUGGCAUGUCAAUAGAGAUAUAACGUUAGCGUGUGUUUAAAAAGUUUAAAUAGUCUGGUAACGUUUCGAUAAUGAGCUCUCGAUUAUUUUUCUAUGUAUUCAGACCGAGAAUACCCAGAUCACGUGGUACGGGAUGUCUGUCUGUAACCAAAACACACAGUCCUGCGAGAGGCAAACAUGAGGAGGCACAGAGAAGAGCCCCAAACACCUCCUUACACCUUACUAAUUCAUCACUGGGGUUCGCUGUGUCACAGAAUGGAGGCAGAUUGAGUUUCUGCAGGAGCUUCACAACCUCUGCGUGCAGGACUGACGCCAUUGGACAGGUGCAGUCGACGCACUAUCACCUGGUGUACACCUGCAAAGUGUGCUCCACUCGCUCCAUGAAGAAAAUAUCCAAGAUAGCCUAUCACAAGGGUGUUGUCAUAGUAACGUGCCCUGGAUGCAACAACCACCACGUCAUCGCUGAUAAUCUGAACUGGUUCUCUGACCUGGAGGGGAAAAGAAACAUUGAGGAGAUCCUUGCUGCUAAAGGAGAAUCGGUCCGAAGAGUUCAAGGGAACGAGGCCCUGGAAAUUGUUGCAGAGGAAUCAAUAAAGGAGGCGUCAAGAAAUGAUCCAGAUGAACAGAAUCCACCACAUCUGAGCGACGGCUCGGACAAAACAUGACUGACAUUUGUGAAUUGCAUCACUGGACAUUUAUAUCGUCUAAAAUGAUCAGUUUUGAGUGCUGUUCAUUGUAUUAUAUUGUUAAACUUUUUAUAUUGUUGUUCAUAUUAAAGGGUUAGUUCACCCAAAAA
This is a messenger RNA of Megalobrama amblycephala (Wuchang bream), 865 nucleotides long. RefSeq names its product DNL-type zinc finger (gene dnlz). Gene Ontology annotation, cellular component: mitochondrion. Gene Ontology annotation, molecular function: protein-folding chaperone binding; zinc ion binding. The transcript has 3 exons. NCBI's taxonomy places the organism in Eukaryota, Metazoa, Chordata, Actinopteri, Cypriniformes, Xenocyprididae. Gene Ontology annotation, biological process: protein folding; protein import into mitochondrial matrix; protein stabilization. Bases 141 to 734 code for a protein of 197 amino acids. The record is from RefSeq and is a predicted model, not a curated record.